AUGCCGGAGUUUGGUGACAAUGUGACGGCAUGGCGACAACUGUCACCCCAGUUUGUCACAUUCUGGGACCGCUUAGAACACGCGUCCGUCGCCGUCCCCGUUUUAUCCAUCUCGAUAUCGACGGUCGCCAUCGCCUUCAACCUGCCCGUCGUCCUCGCCAUCUGCAGCACCCGUCGCAGCACCUCCAUCCUCGUGCUCGUCGGCAGCCUGGCGACGGCAGACCUGCUCGCCAGCUCCCUCUGGCUGAUAACCGUCUGCUUUGUGCAGGUGAGAAGAAGCUUGGGCGUCCUUGACGACGCCAACAUUGUCUUGAUGCAUCUGUCGAAGGUGACAAGCUUCUGGCUGUUGUCCGUAUCCGCUACGAGUCUGUUCGUGAUAGCUAUCGACCGCUACAUGGCCGUGCUGAAACCGAUCCGACACCGGCGGUACAUGACGCCGACCAAAAUGCGGGUCAUCGUCGCCACGCAGUGGACGAUGAGUCUGUGCGUCAGCGGCGUGUUCCUCCUGCUGUGCUUCGCGCGGCCGCCUCGCUACAACGUCAUCGUCUACUGCUGGAUGUUUACUGAUCUCGCUAGUGUGUCGGUGGUCGCAGCGACGUGCGCCAUCUACGCUAAGCUCUACUGCUGCUACCGCGCGCACCGACGCAACUUGGCGAUGCUGGCGCAGCGCAGCCGCCGCCAGAACGAGGCGCGGCUAGCGUGGCGCCUCCUUGUGUGCGCUGUUGUCUACGCUGUGUGCUUCGCGCCGUUUCUCUGCAUGCAUCUGAUAUCGUUCUGUCAGUGGCGCUACGGCAGCGACACAUACUUCUACGUAGAGGACGCCGUGUGGACGUCUAGCGUGGGCCUUACCGGGGUCUACCUGAUGCUGGUGGCCCGCAGCACCGCCGUGUUCAAUGCUCUUCUGUAUGCCUGGUCGCUGCCGCAGCUCAGGCGCGCCCUUCACCAGAUCUGCUGCUGCUGUUCUUGCCUAAAGCAGCGUAAACAUGUGAACCGACAGCAACGCACAGAAUCAGGACUGUCAUUGGUGUGA
Molecule: messenger RNA, 1029 nt
Organism: Priapulus caudatus
Lineage: Eukaryota; Metazoa; Priapulida; Priapulimorpha; Priapulimorphida; Priapulidae
Product: cannabinoid receptor type 1A-like
Exons: 1
Coding region: 1-1029 (342 amino acids)
Biological process (GO): G protein-coupled receptor signaling pathway
Cellular component (GO): membrane
Molecular function (GO): G protein-coupled receptor activity
Source: RefSeq, a predicted model, not a curated record